AUGGAUUCGGGGCAACAGAACCUGAAUCGAGAUGGAGAAAGAGAUGGAGAAGAAUCAGGAGGGGAAGAGGUAGGUGAUGUGGAGAAGCAUCAGAAGGGGAAGAGGUUGGAGAGAUGGAGAAGCAUCAGAAGGGGAAGAUGUGGGAGAGAAAGGAAGAAAGACGAAUCAGAAAGGGAAGAUGCAGAGAGGAGGAAAAGAAUCAGAAGAGGGAGAGGUAGGAGGAAAGACGAAUCAGAAAGGGAAGUGGUAGAGAUGAGGAGAAGAAUCAGAAGAGGGAGAGGUAGGAGGAAAGACGAAUCAGAGAGGGAAGUGGUAGAGAUGAGGAGAAGAAUCAGAAGAGGGAGAGACUCCGAUGAAGAAGUAGGAAGUGGUAGAGAUGAGGAGAAGAAUCAGAAGAGGGAGAGGUAG
Haliotis rufescens (red abalone) is the source of this 408-nucleotide messenger RNA. RefSeq names its product octapeptide-repeat protein T2-like. The transcript is spliced from 3 exons. Lineage: Eukaryota; Metazoa; Mollusca; Gastropoda; Lepetellida; Haliotidae. The record is from RefSeq and is a predicted model, not a curated record. The coding region runs from base 1 to 408 and encodes 135 amino acids.